Messenger RNA from Setaria italica (foxtail millet), 1980 nucleotides. RefSeq names its product CAP-Gly domain-containing linker protein 1. The transcript has 15 exons. The record is from RefSeq and is a predicted model, not a curated record. Lineage: Eukaryota; Viridiplantae; Streptophyta; Magnoliopsida; Poales; Poaceae. Bases 187 to 1557 code for a protein of 456 amino acids.
ACGUGCGUCCUCUUGGACGGAGCAGCGGCCCGGGACGGGUAGCUCGGCCACGAGGAGGGGGCGACUAGUAAGAAGUAGGCGAGCGACCGGCACGCCGCCCUGUCCCUCACUCCAUCCCUCCUCGCAGUAGUCUCCCACUACUCAUCUCGGCGCCGAGGCGAGGAGCGCGCGUGGAAUCUCGUGACGAUGCGGAUCACGAGGCGGCUCUUCCUGGCCGCCGCGGCGGCGGCGCUGCUGCUGCUCGUCGCGGGGCCGGCGGCGGCGCAGGACGCGGCGGUGGAGGGCGUGGCGCCGGCGGCGGAGGAGAUCGCCGCGAACGCGAGGGCCAAGGAGGCGGCGGUGCUCACCGCCGAGCUGGGCAAGCUCCGAGCGAAGAUCUCCGCGUUAGAGUCGCGCAUUGCAGACCAGACUCUGGAGUUGAAGACCAAGGAUGAUGCAAUUGAAACGCUGGAUAUGAUUAUCAAGGAGAAGUCACAGGAGAUAACUGCUAUGCAGAAUGAAGUAACUUCCCUCCAGGCGAAGGGAUCUUUAGCUGCAGAGGAGCAGGCAAGCAAGGCCAAUGCACGGGCUGUUGAGCUUGAGAAGCAGAUCGAGAAACUCAAGAAGGAUAUUACAGCACAAAAAGGCAAAAAGGCAGCUCUCGAGGCUAGGGUUGGCGAUGCAGAUAAGAAGGUGCAAGAGCUGAAUACGAAGCUGGAGAAACUCCAGAGGACGAGCGAUGAUCAAAAGCGCAGGAUUCAGAAGACUGAACAUGCUCUUAAAGUUGCCGAGGAGGAGCUGAUGAAGGUGCAGUUGGAAACAACAACAAAAGCAAAACAGCUAAAAGAGGUUCAUGGAGCCUGGUUGCCACCUUGGCUGGCAACACAUGCAGCCCACUCUAUGGAGGUGAUGUCAAAUCACUGGAACGAACACGGGAAACCUGCUGUCAAUAGCUUAUUGCAGAAGGCAUCAGAAAAAUCAGCCCAGGCAAAGAAAUGGGCUGAGCCCCAUCUGGAAACUGCUAAGACGAAAUGGAUGCCUGUUGCUAAAGAAAAAAUGGUUAACUUGAAGAAAAAUAUGGAGCCUUAUGUCCAAAUGGUCUCAGAGAAAUCAGUGGAGGUUUAUCAAACAUCAAGUGAUUUUAUCAGGCCUCAUCUUGUAAAUGCACAUAAAGUUGCUGAUCCCUACUUCCAGGAAGCCAAGAAAUUAUCAAAACCCUAUAUUGAUCAAAUUGCUACAGCUACUAAACCACAUGUCGAGAAAAUUGGAACUACUAUGAAGCCUUAUACUAAAAGAGCACGUCAUGUAUAUGGACAAUUUCGUGAGACAGCUGCUACAUAUCAUCACCAGGCUCAGGAAAGUAUCUCGGAUUACCUUCACCAACAUGAAUUUACAAAACAAUUUGCAACAGAAGAGCUGGUGUGGUAUCUGGCUGCUGCUUUGCUGGUUAUGCCCCUUUUUGUUUUGUACACACUCGUAACUGAAACAUUCUGUACCAAGAAGCUGAAGAAAACCCCACGGAGCAGUAAUGCCAACCAUGGUCAUCGGAGACAUAAGCGCCGGCAUGCUGACAAAUAGACAAUAGAUUGUGAAGUUUGACCAUGUUACCUUUCACUGAUGAGUUCGUUGUCAGGCAUACACAUAACACACUACAUGGUGAUCUGGGGCCAUCGCUGAACCUUGAUGUGUAUGUAAGAGUUACAAUACACACAAGCACUGUGUUUCUGCCCAAUUGCGUGGGCAGAGUUGUAGUUGCCGUUUGUAUUUCAUCAGAGUAGGGACUGCGAGCUUAAAUCUAUGGGUGUUCAUUUCAUUGCAUUGGUUAUUUGUUUUAGCCAUGUGGCAUGUGUUUGAGCUUGUGCAAGUCCGCCAAGUCGUGAUUUGUUAUGCCGCACAUUUGUUGAUAGUUUGUAGUAGCUUCCACUGCCAGUGAACGCAUGUUUUCGACAUCUAAACUUAAGGUACUCCGUGAACCUUCAUAAUUCAGACCAGUUUUCCGUA